AUGUUCUAUGAAGACGAGACGGCCACUAGCUGGUUUCUCAUACUUUCGAAUAUUCUCUGGGUAAUCGAGACGACACUGGCUGGGAUAGCUUCAUACUUUCUAUUGGCGUAUAAGAAAGCCAGCGCGCCGAUGUAUCGGAAUUUGCAGCUGAACAUAAUACUCGGCUUUCAGCUUGUCGCCACGAUGAAUCUUCUUGGCAAGCCGAUUCUGUUGCAAGGGGAUAUCGGAUAUAUUUUGUUGAAUCCAUUAAGCUAUACCCCACUUUGGGCCAUGGUCGUGACUGUACUUUACCUCACCGGCCUAUUCUACGCUUGCGGUUGCAUGGCCGCCCUCGGCAUCCACAAAAUUGAGAUAACACACCAGGACUUCAAAGUGGGCAAGACGAUACGAUGGCUGGUGCACCUUUUAUUUAUGCUGCUGAUUAUCGUUGGCUACUACGUAUAUUGGAGCGGUUAUUACGACGAGAUGUAUACAUUUGAUACCUUGAAUGUAGUGGGGUCAAUGGUGCCGUUCUUUAUCGCGUUUCACUCGAUUUUCAACUGCUCGUUCGCCAUAUUCUUAUGCAAGACGUACCGAAGGGUAAUUACUCGGAUGGUGCUGCGAUUUUUCCGUGUUGACGUUGGCUCCCAGGCGCCGCUAUUCAUGGCCAUCCACUCCAUUUUCAACUGUCUUUUCGUCAUCUUUCUCUGCAAGGCCUAUCGGAAAGCAUUGUCUGACUGGCUUUCAUGGCUGCUUAGAAGUCAAAACGCAAAAUUGCGGCGCCUGAUGCUUCCAACGUCACUGCCG
Messenger RNA from Mesorhabditis spiculigera, 786 nucleotides. Lineage: Eukaryota; Metazoa; Nematoda; Chromadorea; Rhabditida; Rhabditidae. The record is from the annotation of a GenBank genome assembly.